AUGAUUCUGUUGGAUCAGCAACUCGACGAAUGGGUGCAGAAGAGUGCCAAGAAUCACGUGUUCGUGGAGACAGAGAAGAAAAUUCCGGCGUCGGCUUAUUUCUUAAUAGGCUCGUUCUCAUCCGACGGCGAUAUUCAUGUCGCGCAUGCCUCGAAAUGCCCAAUGCACAUGAGCGCGUUGGCUGAGGAUGCCGAUGAGAAGUCGAAACUUCUCGAUGACGAAUGGAUGUCCGACAAUGCCGAGCGUCUUUUGCGCAUCCUACCGGGCGGAAUUCACAUUAUCGGAAUUGCUUGGUUCUCAUCGCGAGCCGAAUUCGACGCAAGACGCAAUUCUAUUAGGAAAACAAUGGCGCGAGUUCAAAAAAUGAACAACUCGCUCACCACAAUGGGCCUUGAUGGAAGCAUUUCCGAGCAAAUGGUAACUGUCUUUUACGAGACGCCUGGCACCAAACCAGAAGGAUAUCUUAUGGAUUUCUUGAAUCGCGGCGCCGAAACCGCGGCGAAAAUCAACUUUCAAAAGCUUGAAUGGAUCUCAUUAGUUUCGAAUGCAUCAGCUCGCGUUGUCUUCAAUGUUCCUUUGAAAGACGAGAAGAAUCCCGACUUUUAUCGCGAUUUUGUCGCCACCAUACGCCAAUUUGCCACCAAUUUCUUCACCUGCGAUUUGAUGCUUCUUGACGGCGUCGUCCGCGACGACAACGAGCCCCUUAUCAAGGAUUUGAAGAAGAAUAAAAAGUCAACGGUGGAAGCGCAAUUGUUCUUGAACCCUCUUUAUAAUCGAUCAAAUCAAGCCACAGAGGAGGUUGCGUCGAACUUGCACGAAGUCAUGUUUGACAUUGAGCUGCGCGCUGCUGUCCCAAUCCGCACAAACGUGAAGGACGCGAAACGGGCACUGAAACACCAUCUAAUUAGAAAUUUGUGCUCACGAGCGGAACUCCAUUAUGAAUCUAUGGAAGUUGUGGAAGAGGUGAAUCCAUCGUCAUCCCCGUCAGUCCACCAACUUCCACGGCCAUGCACCACAGUGCUCUAUUCGCAACCAUCGAUUCUUCUCAAUGAUUUCCUCUUCGAGGCUGAUAGUGUGGAGGACGCGCAAAAGAAUUUUGAUGACAUGAUGGACCUGCAGACCAGUAUCGAACACGUCGAUGAUGGUUGGGAGCGCGCGUUGACCCCCGAGGAAAUGGACGCGAUUCGGCAGCCGAUCGAAGAUUUGAAGUAUGUCGAGUAUGACCCAUCGGCGGACACUUGCUGCACUACGCGAACCCUGUUGAUAACGAUUGCCAUUAUAAUCGGCCUGAUUGCGUCGAUCAUUUAUUUCACAGUUGCGCACUCGUAA
Messenger RNA from Caenorhabditis bovis, 1329 nucleotides. The record is from the annotation of a GenBank genome assembly. Lineage: Eukaryota; Metazoa; Nematoda; Chromadorea; Rhabditida; Rhabditidae.